Messenger RNA from Lytechinus pictus (painted urchin), 5662 nucleotides. Its product is annotated as glutamate receptor ionotropic, kainate 2-like. Gene Ontology annotation, biological process: synaptic transmission, glutamatergic; modulation of chemical synaptic transmission; monoatomic ion transport. Bases 1 to 2592 code for a protein of 863 amino acids. Gene Ontology annotation, molecular function: transmitter-gated monoatomic ion channel activity involved in regulation of postsynaptic membrane potential; glutamate receptor activity. The transcript is spliced from 17 exons. Gene Ontology annotation, cellular component: postsynaptic density membrane; plasma membrane. The record is from RefSeq and is a predicted model, not a curated record. NCBI's taxonomy places the organism in Eukaryota, Metazoa, Echinodermata, Echinoidea, Temnopleuroida, Toxopneustidae.
AUGGCAGGAUAUUGGGAAGUUUGUGACAUUUUGUUUCCCGAGAACAUCACAGCCGUAUUGUCUUCCACUUCAUGCGAGACUAGCCUCGCAGUACAGUCGUUAGUAGAGACAUUUCAAAUUCCUCACGUAGAGGUCCCGCGAGAGAAAUGCGCCGUUGAGCGCCAGAAUGGGUUUAGUGUUAGCAUACGUCCCGAUUACUCGCAUAUUAGUCGUGCCACGUUGGAUUUGAUGUUACGACUCGGAUGGAAACAAGUUAGUAUUUUCUACGACUCAGACACAGCAUACAAGAAUGUUGAAGAUUUAUUACUUCUGUCGGCGGCACUGACUCAAACUUACCCUCCUCACUUCCGGUUGUUCCGUCUCAAGAAGAACGUGGCCACUGGCAAGCUUGAUUUUGUCCACCCACUUCAUACUGUCAAAGAUUCCAAGACCUUUAACAUGGUAGCAUACUGCAGUACCAUGAAUAACAUCAAGUUAAUCAGAGAGGCUGCCACGUUUGGGAUGACCACCGGAGAAUAUCAUUGGAUAGUUGCAUCACACGAAUGGAGUAAUGCAUUCGGUCAGCCCCUUGCGGAGAGGUUCAUUCGAUACAAUGAGGAACCCCUUGACGAGUUCAAGUUCUUCAACGGUUCCAGGGGUAUCUUGACCCUGCUAAAACAGAGAGUAAAAAUUGAUCCGACACGGGAAGAUUUCUACCAAGCUUGGUUGACCCUUGACCCGGAACUUGAAGCGCAGCUUGAAGAAAACGCAACAGAAAUUAUGCCAGAUUAUCUACAGCCCAUCGAGUAUCACAAAGCCUACCUAUACGAUGCUGUGAGGGCGCUGGCUGUUUCCAUCUCAGAUGUGGUUAGCAGGGGACGGUUUGUUGAACCCGAAAUCUAUCGUUGCAAUGAAAACCCACAUCGAAAUACAAGAGGCUCUAACCGUCUCAAAAAGGCAUUGAAUAAGGUUGAAACGGAAGGCAUGAUGGGAAUGAUUCAGUUCAAUCGAACAGGUUACAACGAAGAGGUCGCUAUUGAUAUCAUCAGCGUGGAAGGAAGAAACAACGAUACCAAAGCGUGGCAGAUUGGAUCGUGGGACUACGAGUCGAAACUCACUCUGGAUCAGUUCCCAUUCAUCAGAAGAUAUGAUGAGUUCCACAACAAAACAUUUAACAUCGUAACUAUUGAGGAAGCGCCAUUUGUAACGCUAGAGGAAACUGUCAACGGGCCCAAGUACACAGGCUUCUGCAUCGAUAUGUUAGAAAAGAUUGCUGAGAAGCAGAACUUCAAAUACAAUCUAUACCUCGUAUCUGAUAACAAAUAUGGCGGACGAAACGAAGAUGGGCGAUGGAACGGAUUGGUAGGGGACGUAUACUACGGGAAAGCAGACAUGGCGGUUGCUGGGAUGGUAAUUAACUCUGAUCGAGAAAACGUCGUUGAUUUUACAAAGCCUUACAUGAAUUACGGCGUCGGAAUAUUACUAAGAAAACCUCAGAAGAAAUCAAAUGUCUUUGCUUUUCUGGAACCACUUGAUAUAAAGGUUUGGGGUUGUGUCCUGGCGUCUCUGUUCGUGGUCGGAUUCCUCAUUUUCAUCUUAGAUCGUCUUAGCCCAUACAGUGCUUAUGGGAAGGGUGGUCCCGAGUGCGAUGAAGCAGAUGACUUCAACCUUCUCAACAGUCUCUGGUUUGCCUUCGCUUCAUGUCUUCAGCAAGGAGGUGACAAUACACCAGUGUCAGUAUCGGGUCGGAUGUUGAGUGCAUUCUGGUGGUUUUUCGCCCUUAUCAUCAUCGCCACCUACACGGCGAACCUUGCGGCCUUCUUGACCGUCACCCGGAUGGAGAACCCUAUCAACUCCUUGGAGGAUUUAGCUAAUCAGAACAAGAUUGUCUACGGUACCAUCGAGAACAGUAGCCUUCACAGGUUCUUUGAAAAGAGGAAAAACCAAGUCACCUACGAGCGGAUGUGGGACUUCAUGUCAUCGAGUUCUGUGAGUCCUUGGGUGCCUUCGGACAAGGCAGGUUACCAACGAGUCCAGAACGAGGACUAUGCCUUCUUUUGGGACGCACCGAUCUUAGACUACAUAAAGCAGACAGAGUGUGACCUCAUGACUGUUGGGAAACCGUUCAACCUCAAGGGAUAUGGCAUUGCCACGCCGCAGGGGGCGGCCUACAGGGAUAACCUUUCCGUUGCUAUCCUCAAGCUCCAGGAAGAAGGGAUCCUCGAAGGAAUCCGCAAGAAGUGGUUCGAAAGGGAAUCAAUCUGCCCUGAGGAAAUUGUCAACAACAACCCCAACACUAAGGCCUCGGCCAUCGGCCUCUCCAAGAUAGCAGGAGCCUUCUACGUCCUCAUCAUCGGUGCUGUUCUCUCGUUCAUCGCCGUCAUCGUCGAGCACAUGUGGCAUCGGCCGCCGUCGUUCUACAAGCGGAAGCGACAGAUGGAGGCGCGCAAAGCCAAAGAAAAGGAUUGGAGUGAAAAACUUCCAUCAUCAAGAAAUAAUGGUUCAGCUAUGCAGGAAAACAAUAGCAAGCAUAUGGUUGUACAAGAGAGUGAGAGUAUGGUGUUACAACCUUUAAGACCAACACCAUGGAGCACGACAGAAAGUUCGUGCUAACACAGAUCUUUGACUACACUGCACAAAAUAAUAGCUACAACUGUACAUCUCGACAAAUCAAACAUUUCCGAUGAAUCUACAUUGGACAAGAUUUUUAUAAAUGCGAGUAUUGCAAUGAAAGCCAAAUGGUGAUUAUUUUAGUGGAAAAUUUGCAAGAAGCCAUUUUAUUGGAAUAUGUCCAUGAUUGUGUGGGGUUAUUCGAAUCGGAAGGAGCUCGAACUCGGAUAUGAAGGGUUCCUUGAGUUGAAGGCUUCAUGCAACGAAGGUUAACCAUAUUUUUCUAUAUAUUCUUGAAGCAUCAGUAUCGUGAAACAGCGAAUGAGUUCAUCAGAGAUAGCUGGACAUCUUUAGUUAUAUUUUAACCAGCGAUCUUGAUUGACAAUUUGAAUACGGUUCCCGAUCGUUGAAUUCUGCACUCAGCAUCAUAUCACGGUUGGGAUGGUGUUUCCUAUGGUGUAAGUUACGAUGCAUGGGUGACACUAUAUAUUUCAACUUUUAUCUAAUAUGAAUUCCUUGCACUCGAUGUGUAGAGCAGUGAUGGAAUCAACUUUUCUGCAGUCUUCAUAGAUGCGUGAAAUGGGGAAGGGCUAUAGAAAGACAUCUAUCCACGAAUCUGAACGCAUUCUCGAAGCUCAGAAGCGGCACAAAGUCAGCAUGUGGAAUAUUUUUGUCUCUCGAAAUUUUAGAACACCUUGUCUUGAGAUGAUCAUGCAGUGUUAUUUGCAAUGGAGAAAUUAUUAUUGCAGAUAUUUGAAUUCGUACUCAGACGUGGAGUAAGGGUGAACCAUAUUGGCUUUGACGCUGCUACCACGAUUGUAACCCUCUAAAUGCUAUUAACGUGAUUAAAGGAUGAUUUUUUUUUUCUUUUUCGUAUUAUUACCGGUUAAAAACGGUCGUAUAUAUCAAUGAAUUGUAUAACCAACACAGAUAUGAUGCAAUAUAUAUAUGCGUUGUAAAUUGUUUCCUUUUUAUCAGAAUAUGAAUAGUUUUGUAUUGCUAAUAUUUAUCAGAUCUAUACUGUAACGUGCGUUCGAUUCUGUUCUCUUUUACGCCGGUGUGGAAUGAUUGCCAAAUGAUAUACCCUUUCAAAUUCUGUAUACGUGGCGUGUCUUAAUUUAUGAUAAAACUUGUCUGUGUAUCACGUGAUAUCUAUGUCUUUCCUUUGUAUUUCAUUUAUGAUUAUGAUAGCUAAAUUGAGGCAUUUGAACACUAUAUGAGCAGAUCUUCACGUCAGUACGGAGCGUGGUGGUAUGGAUUGAGGCUUAUAGUUACAUCAGCGAAACGGACUCCAGGUCCAGGGGCCCAUUUCAUGAAACUUGUUAUGAUAACAAAUUCGCUGUAACAGUUAAAGCUAUUGAAAUCCUUCAAUCCGAUUGGUUAUUUUGUUAUAACAAGGCUUCAUGAAACUGGACCCUGAUCGAACGAAGUUUCACGUUAAUACCAUUGACAUACCAUCGAUUGGAUUUGAGUCAAUUUCGUUGGUGUAACUGCAGCACAAAUCCGUCAAAAGUCCUCUUCCGUAGGUAAAUCUCAUUUUAUGCUUGUGACAAAAUCUUUAUAGGUCCAUUUUAUGGAAGACAAUUACUCUAUGAUUUUGACCAAAAAUGUAUAAAUGGGCUGCCAAAUGUUACACAAAAUACGUAGCCGCAGAUAUUUGAUUUAUUUGAUAAUUCACAAUUAUUUGGAAUUAUAAGUAGAGAGUUUGCUAAACUCCGGUAUUGAAGUAUUUGCAUGCAUUUUAAAGAAACAUAAGGUAUAACACGUAAACAAAGUUUCUAAAAAAAAACAUGCUUAGUCAUACUAUUUCCUCGCCUCAUUCGUAUAAAAUAAUGCGGACUAUUUUUGAAUUCAUGAACGUCAUUUUUAUGCUAAUCCGGAUUUUGAGGGUGAAUUCAUGAUAGAGGUAUUUACAACCAGAUCGAGGCCAUGGUUAAAGCCAGGGUAACACCAAAACCGAAUUCUCCCGAAUAAAUUCGGACCGAUUCAGCCAGAAUACGGCCUGACUCGGAUGAACUGUGUGGAUUCAGAACCUAUUAUUCGUAUCUGAUUCGGGGAGCUCCCCGAAUCAGAGUACACGUAUUCGGGAGUACCUAUUCUGUUCUCCUUCCCCGAAUGCGAGAAAAUUUGUGCAGGGAUUUGGCUUGUUUUGAAAUGUUCAAAACCAGCCGAACUCCCUCCAAAGUACUCCCGAAUGUUGUCACGAAAAAUUUAAUUUGGGCCGUAUUCGAAUUGAAUUCGGUUGGAUUUUCAUGAUUCUGGGAGGCAUUUCAGUUAUUCUGGUGGUCAAUUCUUGGCGGUUCUGCUCUGAUUUGGGACCUAUUCCGGACCUAUUCGUCUCUGACGCGGGGUGAUUCUGUUCCGGUGUAACCCUAGCUUUAUCUUUAACUACAGAAAUUUAGUAUUAAAUAAUCUUCCUCUUACGAAAUAAUUUGACGGUCUUGUGAGUGUGUAUAAGUGUGUGUAUUUUAAUCAAUUAAACACACAUUUUUACGAUGAGGUCUAUUAAUGUAACAAUUUUUGGUCAGUAGAUAAACAUCAUUUCCGUGGGGGGGGGUAGGAGAUACAAGUCUUUGCACAAUAAAGGGAUGAAUUUUUCUUAAUAACUUUCUUUUUCGAAGCAUCUUACAAUCUGGUCCGGACAGGAAGAAUUGCAGUAAAAACACAAAUGUAAUCAAAUCAAUUUUCUGUACACACAAUCAAUGUACAGGUCAUCACUAGUGAUUAAAAUUUGUAUACAGAUGUAUGGCUUGUAGAUCUUGCUUUCAAUUUUGUUUUCAAUUUUUCAGCAAUCAGGCGGGCUCCUGAUAUGGGCUACGAAAAAUUGAAAAACAAAAUAAUGAAUUAAGAGUGGUGGCGAAGUCAAAUUGAUUACAAUGUAUUAUUGUUUCAAUGUUUGAUGAUACUUGAUGAAUUGCAUUGUAUAUGAUGUAUACAUGUUGUGGAGAAGCAGCUUUUGGAUUUUCACAUCCAGUGUUGGCGCCAGAAUAUUUUGAUAGGAGGGGCGAGACGACCUACAUGUAAACGUGACGCCACACAUUUUAUCAAGUGAUAUUAAAAGGGGUAGUCCUUU